Molecule: messenger RNA, 2485 nt
Organism: Drosophila serrata
Lineage: Eukaryota; Metazoa; Arthropoda; Insecta; Diptera; Drosophilidae
Gene: Sf3a1
Product: splicing factor 3a subunit 1
Biological process (GO): mRNA cis splicing, via spliceosome; regulation of alternative mRNA splicing, via spliceosome
Cellular component (GO): U2 snRNP; U2-type prespliceosome; catalytic step 2 spliceosome
Molecular function (GO): protein binding; RNA binding
Source: RefSeq, a predicted model, not a curated record
AUAUUACAAUCGAUUUUAGUUCCACCUCUAGCCAGUUUUACCAAACAAGCGUUUUCCAAAAAAUAAAUUAAAUUUGAUCAAUAAAAGCGAAGAAUUUCAGCAGCCAUGCCAGCUUUAGACGCGGAAGCCAACGAGGAUCAGUUCAGUAAUGACCAGUCCAAGCCAAUGUCUGGGCCCAUUGUCGGCAUCAUCUAUCCGCCGCCGGAAGUCAGAAAUAUCGUUGACAAGACCGCCAGCUUUGUGGCACGCAAUGGACCGGAGUUCGAGGCCCGUAUCCGACAGAAUGAGUUGGGCAACCCGAAGUUCAAUUUUCUCAAUGGAGGCGAUCCCUACCACGCCUACUACAGACACAAGGUCAACGAGUUUCGCGAGGGCAAUGAUGCCGGGAUCACGGCCAUAGCCGGCAUGAAGCAGCUGGCGGUGACUAGUGCCGCCCAACAGCGACAGCAGGAGCUCUUGAAGCAGGUAGUGGAGCAGCAGUUUGUGCCCAAAGAACCGCCGCCGGAAUUCGAGUUUAUUGCCGAUCCGCCCUCCAUUUCCGCCCUGGAUUUGGACAUUGUGAAGCUAACAGCUCAGUUUGUGGCCCGUAAUGGCCGCCAGUUCUUGACCAAUCUGAUGAGCCGUGAGCAGCGCAACUUCCAAUUUGAUUUCUUACGGCCCCAGCACUCGCUCUUCCAAUACUUCACCAAGCUGCUGGAGCAGUACACCAAGGUUUUGAUUCCGCCCAAGGACCUGCUGGGCAAGCUCCGGGCAGAGAGUGCUCCGGGCAGGGCAAGCAUGAACCAGGUGUUAGAACACGUCAAAUACCGGGCCAACUGGCAGCGCCACCAGGAGGCACAGCGUCGCCGCGAGGAGGAGAAGAUCGAGAGGGAGCGUGUAGCCUACGCCCAGAUUGAUUGGCACGACUUUGUGGUGGUGGAGACUGUGGACUAUCAGCCCUUCGAGUCUGGCAACUUCCCGCCGCCCACCAAUCCCGACGAGGUGGGUGCUCGCGUGCUCAUGGAAGAGCGCCUUAUGGAAGAGGAGGGCGACACCGAGAUGCAGAUCGAAUCGGACGACGACGAUGACGCCCAUGUUAGCAGCCACUUGGAGAGCGGUCUUAAGCUUUCGCAGAUGGAGAACCGUGUGGGCAUUCAGAUGAAGAACGUGUCAUCCUAUAGCCAACCAACGGGUGCCAAGCGGGAUAAUACCCAGGUACAAGACAUGGACGAGGCCUCCAGCGACGAGGACACUCCAACGACUAAGCUGCAGCCAUCGGUGGCACCCAUGCUGCCGCCCACUCAUGACAAGGUGGUGGUCAAGAAAUACGAUCCCAAAGCCACGCAACCCAAGCCGGCGCCUAUGCCCACGGACGAAUACCUCAUCUCACCGAUCACAGGCGAGAAGAUCCCGGCCUCCAAGGUCUCGGAGCAUAUGCGUAUCGGUCUGCUGGAUCCCCGCUGGGUCGAACAGCGCGACAAGCACACCGUCGAGAAGAUCAACCAGGACAACGUAUUCGCCGCAGGCACUGCAAUCGAGGCGAGUCUCAAGCAGUUGGCUGAGCGUCGUACCGAUAUAUUCGGUGUGGGCGAUGAGGAAACAGUUAUUGGCAAAAAGCUGGGCGAAGAGGAGACCAAGAAGGACGACCGCGUGACCUGGGAUGGCCACACGUCCAGUGUUGAGGCCGCAACGCGUGCUGCCAGAGCAAAUAUCACGCUAGAAGAGCAGAUCCAUCAGAUUCACAAGGUCAAGGGUCUGCUGCCUGACGAGGAGAAGGAGAAGAUUGGGCCCAAGCCGGUGGGCAACAAGGCCACGCUCUCGGCACCACCACAGCCGUCGACAAGGUCCCAGACCAGUCACUCCAGCCAGAGCCAACACCAUCAAGGUGGAGGCGGCGGUGGUCAUCACGGCCACCAUAGCAUGCACCAUCAUCAUCCGCCGCAGCAGCAUCAGCAGCCGCCUCAGCAUCCGCCCCACCACCAUCCUCAGCAGCCAACACAACCUGUAAUGGCGCUCAUGCAACUGCGUCCACCGAUGAUGCAACCGCCCUAUGGAGCUGGCGGUGGGGGCUACAUGAACAUGCAGUCGGGUGGCGCACCUCAACAGCUGGCACCAGCUCCGCCGGUUGAUUUAAUUGAGGAAGAGCCUCCAGUCAAAAAGCUGCGUUCGGAGGAUAACCUCAUACCAGAGGCCGAGUUUAUUGCCUCACACAAGAGUCCUGUAACUAUUCAGGUUCAAGUGCCCAAUUCCGACAAAUCCGAGUGGAAGCUAAAUGGCCAAAUGAUAGCCGUAACUAUGGCCCUAUCUGAGCCCAUCACCAAUCUCAAGACGAAGCUUCAGGACGAAACCGGUAUGCCGCCGGCCAAGCAGAAGAUCUUCUAUGAGGGCAUGUUCUUCAAAGAUAGCAACACGAUGGCUUUCUACAAUCUGGUAAACGGAACCACAGUGCAUUUACAGGUCAAGGAGCGUGGUGGCCGUAAGAAGUAGACCGAGAAUCAAUUAAAAG